GGGAUCCGGGAGUCCACGGCGGUUAAUUUCUUUUAUCGUUUGGCUUUACUUCCCUCCGUCUGGGCUUUUCUGAGGCUGCAAGAGAUGGUCAGGUCCGGAUCUCGAUCGGGCCAGAUAAUAAUUGUGGUAGCUGUUUUUGGACUUGGUCCAGUGUAUUAGAAUACCAUGGUUUGGAAUUUUAUUACGGUUUUGGCCAGGACACCAACAUAUGUAUAUAUAAAAGGGAAGGACCCUGAAGGUGUCAUGCAGGGACCAGUGGAGCAGUACUAUGUAGGAUCUUAUUUCCUAUAAGGUGAUAUCAUCAGUGAAACACACUGGGCCUGCUAAAUUAACAAAUGGAAAGAAAGGGACACAUUUAAGAAAGAUAUCACGUUUUAAUGCAGAUUCUGGCUAUCCUGUCCAUUCUGACUCAGAAAGUCAGACUGAAACUGUGCAAGGGCUUGAUGGUUGUGCUUCUUUGCUGCGGGACAUUUUAAGAAAUGAAGAUUCAGGUUUUUUAAUUUUUUAAAUGCCCUUUGCUAACCACCUUUUCUAAAUUAAUAAUUCUCUUAAUACAAAUGAAGUUUUGUUUUAAUUAUUAAUAGGUUCAGAAAUAGCAUAUUCAGAAAAUAGAUAUAACCCCAGAUCUUUAGAAGGCAAAAGAUUUGGAUCCAAAAAGAAAGGACAUGAAAAACAUGUUCCUUCAGGAGUCCGGAAAGAAAUUUUAUCUUCAGAUAAUAAGAAAUAUGUACCUAAUGAAACUUCUGCUGGAAGUGAGAGAGACUCAUCAGAUAUACCACAGAAUUGGUCAUUUCAAGAUCAUUAUAGAAUGUAUUCACCGAUAAUAUACCAAGCCCUCUGUGAGCAUGUGCAGACCCAAAUGUCACUGAUGAAUAACUUGGCUUCAAAGAACAACCCGGAUGGAAUUCCUGCUAUACCCUACCAUACCAUGUCUGGUUCUGAGUCUCAGGCAACUCCACAUUCUAGUUAUGGCUUAUCAACCUCCACCCCAGUCCAGUUACUUCAGCCUCCAUCCUGCCCUCCUAUGGUUCAUUCUGAAGUUCAGACUGAUGGUGACAACCAGUUUGCAUCACAAGGUAAAACUGCUUCUAUGAACUGUACAAACGUUCUACAGAAUUCCUUCAGUACUGGUCUUGGAGUUCCACGCAGCCUGCCCAAAAGUGACAGGCCACCUCUUCCACCAUUCCAGCAGCUGGGUCUUGUCAGUGGGAUUCUGCCACAACACGAAGUUCCUAAGGAACCAGACCUACUAAAAUGUUUUCAAACAUAUAUGAAUCUAUUGCAUUCUCGUCAGCACAGUCAGACACACCAAAGCCCCACUCUGUUUCCACCAGCUUUCCUGUCCAGUAAUGAAGAUCGAUGUGCCAAAGAACACAUUGGAGAAGUCCCAAGUGAAAGAAAGGAUUUAAACAUACACAUGCAAGAUUCAAGAAUAAAGGAUGUGCAGAAAGCAAAAAAUGUGAACCAGAGUGCUGAAAAAGUCAGAACUAUAAAGUAUUUGUUGGGAGAGCUCAAGGCCCUGGUAGCAGAGCAAGAGGAUUCAGAAAUUCAGAGAUUGAUUGCAGAAUUGGAGAUGUGUAUAUCUCUGCUUCCAGCAAUAAGUGGAAACACAAAUAUUCAAGUUGAAAUAGCACUGGCUAUGCAACCACUAAGAAGUGAAAAUGCCCAGUUACGCAGGCAACUGAGAAUUUUAAACCGACAACUUAGAGAACAAGAAAAAACUCAAAAGGCACCUGGUUCUCUGGAAUGCAACCUUGAAUUGUUUUCUCUUCAGUCAUUGAACAAGUCCCUGCAAAACCAAUUACAGGAGUCACUGAAGAGCCAGGAAUUACUACAGAAUAAAAAUGAAGAACUUUUAAAAGUGAUUGAAAAUCAGAAAGAUGAGAACAAAAAAUUUGCUGGUAUAUUUAAAGAGAAAGAGCAAGCUCUACUUGAAAAUAAACAGCAAUUUGACAUUGAGACGACAAGAAUAAAAAUUGAAUUGGAGGAAGCCUUAGUCAAUGUGAAAAGCUCCCGGUUUAAGUUAGAAGCUGCUGAAAAGGAAAAUCAAAUAUUGGGAAUAACAUUACGUCAGCGUGACGCUGAGGUGACCCGACUGAGAGAAUUAACAAGAACUUUACAGAGCAGUAUGGCAAAGCUUCUCUCAGAUCUUAGUAUGGACAGUGCUCGCUCCAAGUCUGGAAAUAAUCUUACCAAAUCACUUUUGAACAUUUAUGAAAAACAACCCAAGUGUGACCCAAUCCCAGCUCACACUUCCAUAAUGAGCUACCUAAAUAAGUUAGAAACAGAUCACGCUUUCAUACAUUCACAGCCACUUUCUACAGUUAACAAUGAGGAGAACAUAGAACCAGGUAGGCCUUACGAAAAUGUUCUGCCCUCCAAAAGCCCUCAGCAUGGUAACACAAGGAACAAGGAGGAAGUAUCAGCCCCUGGGAUCAUUCCUACCCUUUCAAAACAGGAUUCUGAUGAGAGUGAAGUCACAACUUUAAUAGACGAUGAGUGUAAUUUGGAUAAUACAAUUUACAUUCCAUUUGCUAGAAGCACUUCUAAAAAGAAAUCACCAUUAUCUAAGAGAUUAUCCCCCCAGCCACAGAUCACUGUGGCUUCACUGCAGCUGGUCAGCAACAGUGGACUUGUCUCUGAAAAAGAAAAUAAAUCGUGUACACCCGGAGUUGGUUCCUCUUCCAAAAAGGAAGCAGAAGAUACCCCUGAGAAACUUUCCAGAACACCUGAUACGGAAGACAAGCAGCUCCUCAAGAAAAUAAAGGAAGCCAUCUGCAAGAUACCUGCCGCCCCUGAGGAGCCACCAGAACUGGCGGCGUGUCAUGGCCCCUCUACUUGUCAGAGCGGCAGCAUUCAAGUGAAAAGUAGUGCUGUCUCCGAUGGUAGCUUUUUUAAUUCUGACUUGACGUCUGACUGGAGCAUCUCCUCUUUUUCAACGUUCACUUCUCGAGAUGAACAAGACUUCCGAAAUGGCCUUGCAGCGCUGGAUGCCAAUAUCGCUCGACUCCAGAAGUCCUUAAGGACUGGUCUUCUGGAGAAAUGAACUCAGAAGAAAAGGGAUUGAGUACCUCUUUUUAAGACUAGAACUUGGCUACAAUUGAAUGUAUAUUUUAAAUUUCUUUAGCGAAAUGGAUAUUAAUUAUGUAUUAUAAUUAAUUGUAUGAAUAAUAAAUUUAUUGUUAGAGUAUAUUGACAGUCUGGAGCUUAUACAAACAAGUCAUCUUAAGAAAUUGACAUUUGUUAAGAGAAGACAAUUACAGGUAAUUGGGAAAGUAUCACAAGUAAUAUUUUUAGUACCUAGCAGUUUGAGGUCUUUUCUAACCCAGCUGGGCUAACGGUCCAGGUCAGGAUUCUCUGGUUGUCCUAAAGAAUAAUGGGAAGGGAGUCUCUGGGUACAAUUUAUUGUAUUCAAACUAGGCUUUCUUUCCUCUUUCAGGAUUUCUGUUUGUUUUUUAAUGGCAUCGUGUUUUUCUGUGGGAUGCUCUGUGCUACAGGCUAGUGUUACGUAUAAACAUUUCUUUUAAGAGAAAAAUGCCAAUAUCUUCACCUCUUAAAAAACAUUGAUUGGGCCAAGAAAAUAUAGAUAACAUCCUCAGUUAGCGUAUGGUUUCUUAAAACUUUGGCACUUUUAUUUGUUUUAUUCUGAAUAGGUGUUUAAGACCUUUUAAAAAUAAAGUCAGACUGAUAAAUGCUAAUAGAUAAGUCAUAGCUUGGGAAAUUUGUGUUUUUAAAUAAAUGCAAAAUGUUUA
Molecule: messenger RNA, 3752 nt
Organism: Prionailurus viverrinus (fishing cat)
Lineage: Eukaryota; Metazoa; Chordata; Mammalia; Carnivora; Felidae
Gene: CCDC14
Product: coiled-coil domain containing 14
Exons: 13
Coding region: 809-3046 (745 amino acids)
Biological process (GO): protein localization to centrosome
Cellular component (GO): centriolar satellite
Source: RefSeq, a predicted model, not a curated record